AUGUUAAGAUAUACAUUUCGAGAUAUGAACGAUUAUCCACAGUUGCAAACAAUGCAAACCAACGAUCUUCCUGUAUAUACAAUAGAAACAGAAGUUCCACUCAAUAAUCAACAAAUAAAUUAUCGUCAACCUAAAUCCAGCAGAAAUGUUCGUAUACAAACAAAAUUAACUGCAAAAAGACUUGAUGAUGAACCGGAAAAUUUUGAAGAGUACAUACGGACUAAAAAUAUUGGCAUACAAACAGCAUCUACAGAUAUUGUCUUGGAUGAUAACGUAGAGAACAGACGUAAAUAUUCAGGAAAUCAAAGACGCAAUAUCAAGAAUAGUUCAACAGAUGAAAAUCUUACUCAAGAAGUAACACGUAAUGAAAGACAAAUAGUGAGAUUAGUAGAAGAUUCUGAUAUUGACGGAAAUGAAUCUAAUCAACAAGAAAAACAAAUUACAGAAAAUAUUACUAAAGAUAUCAGUAAAAGUGAUGGAGCAGAACUAAGUCCUAUUGCAGGAUAUUCUGAAGAACCUUUAUUACCACUUGCACAAGCAUGUGCUCCAUUGGCUGAUAUCUUUCAUAAUUUAUCAUUCUAUGUUGAAUUAGCAUUAACAGAAACUCCUGAACAACCACCUGAUGGAUUAUCAAUUGAUGAAAGUGCUGCAAUUCGUCUUUAUACAAUUGAAUGGGAUAGACCUCAUCGAAGUCUCUAUUCAUUACUCAAUUUUAAUCUUAAAAAUAAUGAUCGUGAAGCACUUCUACCUUACUUCAGGUAUCUCAAAUUAUUCUUAACUGCUCUUGUUAAAUUACCAUGUGUUCCACCAUUAACUGUAUGGCGAGGAGUAACUAAAAAUUUAAGUGCUGAAUUUCCACCUGGUACUGCUUUGACUUGGUGGGCAUUUUCAUCAUGUACAACUGAAAUGACUGUACUUGAAAAUAAUAUGUAUUUGGGUCAAGAAGGUGAUCGAACACUUUUUUCUGUAGAAGCUAUGAAUGGUCGAACAAUAAAAGCUCAUUCGCAUUUCAUUACUGAAGAUGAAAUUGUUCUUAUGUCAGGUACUCAUAUGGUUGUUCAAUCACAACUUAGUCCAGCAGCUAAUUUAUAUAUUAUUCAUUUAAAACAAGUCGAACCAGAAAUAAUCACACUUGAACGACCAUUUGAAGGUGCACAUAUUUAUCCAAAAAUUAAACGUCCAUUUUAUCGAAAGAAACGAUUUAUGAUUCCAACGUGUUUAUUGCUUACUCUUUGUAUUGCUGGUGUUAUUAUUGGUGUAAUUUUAGGAACAAAACCAAUAAAAUAUGUAUGCGAGACUCCAUUUCAAUCACCUGAGUCUCUUGAUACUGGAUCCUAUCCAUCUUCUUCGGUAUUGGAUUACUUUGACAAUGAUACAUAUCUUGAUAUGGCAAUCGCUAACUCAAAAGAAAAUAGUGUGACUUUACUACUAGGUGGUGAUAAGGAGAACAUUUUUCGAAAUACACGACCUUCUACUGGUGCUAAACCAUCUAGUAUGAUAUCAGUUGAUUUGAAUAACGAUAAGAAAAUAGAUUUGGUAGUGACUAAUACAGAUGACGAUACAGUCAGCGUUCUACUAGGGUUGGGUAAUGGUCUAUUUCUAACUGCAGUUCCUUAUAAUGUUGAUCAAGGUCCAAACUGUGUAACAUCUGCGGACUUUAAUAAUGAUAAUCAACUGGAUUUAGCAGUAACAAAUCAAGAUGACUCUUCUGUUAGUUUACUUUUUAAUAAUGGCAAUGGACUAUUUCUACAUAUUACCUCCGUUCCAGUUUAUGCGUCCCCAUCCGUAAUAGUAGCUAAUGAUUUCAAUGGCGAUGGCAAAAUGGAUUUGGCAGUAUCAUAUAGUUUGGAUUCUUACAUUGAUGUGCUAUUUGGCACCGAAAAUGGAACUUUUACUACAGUUUAUUAUGUUACUGGUUUCUAUCCAACUUCUAUGGUAUUAGUUGAUUUAAAUAAUGACAAAAAAAUGGAUUUGGCAGCGGCCAAUAGUUAUGCUGGCACUCUUACUAUACUGCUUAACAAUGGAGUUGGAAAUUUUACUAAGUCCACUGUUGAUUUCAAUGGCUAUUACUUAACGUCUUUGACAGCAGGUGAUUUCAACAGUGACAAUAAAACAGAUUUAGCAGUAGCGAAUGCUGGUGAGUACAGUAUCACUGUACUUCUUGGGAACAAUGACGGAACUUUUCAGUCUAGCAUCGAGUACCCACUUAAUAAUUUUGCACUACACAUUAUUGCAGCUGAUUUCAACAAUGAUAACAAAAUAGAUUUGGCAACAGUAAACGAUGACCAAACAGCUAGUGUGGCAUUUGGCAUUGGAAAUGGUUCUUUUACCAAUAGAACUGAUUAUGUCAUUGGUGAAUCUUCGAACUGGCUAAUAUCAUAUGAUUUCAAUAGUGAUAAUAAUCAAGAUGUUGCAUUGAGUGCUCGAGAUAGUAACAAUAUUAUUGUGUUACUUGGUGAUGGAAAUGCUCAUUUUGAAGUUCCACUAAACUAUACAGUUGGUGCCAAUCCCGUUCAUGUCUUAUCAGCUGAUUUUAAUAAUGAUACUAAAAAAGAUUUAUUAGUAGUUAAUCAAAAUGACAGCACAAUCAAUGUACUCUUUGGGCAUGGAAAUGGAUCUUUUGAUACUCCAAUCAUCUACACAGUUGGCAAAUCACCCUCGUAUGCAUUUUCAGCAGAUUUCAAUUCUGAUAAUAUUUUUGAUAUAGCAGUUGCAAAUUCUGGGGAUUCUACCAUUAGUGUACUUUUUGGAAAGAUAAACGGAACUUUUGAAAUUCAAAAUACAUAUCAACUUGAAGGAUCUCCGACAUGUAUCAUAGCCGCUGAUCUAAAUAAGGAUGGAAAACAAGAUUUAAUAGUGACAAAUAACGGUAGCAAUACAAUUAGUACAUUUUUUAAUAAUGGAAGUGGAAAUUUCAUAUAUUCAAAUGAUUAUAAUGUUGGUAAACAACCGUCUUCUAUAGCAGCUGCUGACUUUAAUAAAGACCAAAAUAUUGAUUUAGUAGUUACGAACUUUGAUUCUACUACUAUCAGUGUGCUUCUCAAUAAGGGCAAUGGAAGUUUUGGUAUUACAAGAAAUUUUACAGUUGGAAGAACUCCAUAUCGUGUAUCAGCAAAUGAUAUUAAUAAAGAUGGAAAUAUAGAUUUAGUAGUGAGUGUUCAUUAUCAUAUUCCACAUAUUAAUCCAUUUAAUUUAGAUGAUAUUCCAACAGAAUAUCGUUCUAUGUUAGCAAUAAAUUAUCCAUCUAGUACUGAUGAUGAUCUUGAUGGAUAG
Adineta steineri is the source of this 3273-nucleotide messenger RNA. The record is from the annotation of a GenBank genome assembly. NCBI's taxonomy places the organism in Eukaryota, Metazoa, Rotifera, Eurotatoria, Adinetida, Adinetidae.